Penicillium riverlandense is the source of this 324-nucleotide messenger RNA. Its product is annotated as cytochrome b-c1 complex subunit 10. Bases 1 to 324 code for a protein of 107 amino acids. Lineage: Eukaryota; Fungi; Ascomycota; Eurotiomycetes; Eurotiales; Aspergillaceae. The transcript is spliced from 4 exons. Gene Ontology annotation, biological process: mitochondrial electron transport, ubiquinol to cytochrome c. The record is from RefSeq and is a predicted model, not a curated record.
AUGACCUCGGGCGCUUUCGGUUUUGUCCAGCCCAUCGCAAAUGUCCACCCGUCGCCCGUCCUCUCUCGAGCAAUUGUGUCGCCCACGAGUUCUCUUCGGAGUCAGCAAACAUGGUACUACGUUCCCCGUCACGUUGGUGGCGUGAACCUUAGCACCCUGACCCAGGCCGGUACUCUCGCUGGCAGCUUCGGCGUUGCUGCCGGUGUCUUUGCGGUCUUCUUCUUCGGCGAGGUGCCCCGAGUGCGCAAGGAUAUCCUGCAGAAGAUCCCCGGCCUGGACGUCUACUUUGACCGCACUGUGGCCCCCGAGGACAACCCCUUCUAA